Lodderomyces jiufengensis is the source of this 1158-nucleotide messenger RNA. Its product is annotated as asparaginase. The record is from RefSeq and is a predicted model, not a curated record. The transcript has a single exon. NCBI's taxonomy places the organism in Eukaryota, Fungi, Ascomycota, Pichiomycetes, Serinales, Debaryomycetaceae. Gene Ontology annotation, molecular function: asparaginase activity. The coding region runs from base 1 to 1158 and encodes 385 amino acids.
AUGUCAGAUUCAAUUACAAAUUUUGUACCAAUAAUAAAACCCAAUGAAAGUUCGAAACCAAAUCAAGUAGAAAUUACAAAUUUUAGUUCAAAAGAUCAUGCAGCUUUUAAAUUAAGAUAUAGAUCAAAUUCAAUAAUAUCUGCAACUACAACUGAAGAUGAAAGACCAUUACCUACUAUAAAAAUUUUAGGAACUGGUGGAACUAUUGCAUCCAAAGCAGAAUCAUCAAAAGCUACAGCUGGAUAUGAAGUUGAUGUAACAAUAGAAGAAUUAGUUAGUAAUAUACCUGAUUUAUCAACUACAUGUUUUGUUGAAUAUGAACAAGUUUCAAAUAUAGAUUCCACAGAAAUGAAUUUAAAAGAAGCAGCCACUUUAAGAAAUCAAAUAGUGGAAGAUUUACAAAAGUUUGAUGGGAUAGUAAUAACUCAUGGUACAGAUACAAUGGAAGAAACAGCAUUUUUUAUACAAUCAACAAUAAAUACUUCAAAACCAAUUGUAAUAUGUGGAAGUAUGAGACCAAGCACAGCAAUAUCUUCAGAUGGUCCAAUGAAUUUAUAUCAAGCUAUAGUAAUUGCAUCAAGUCCAGAAAGUCAUGAUAGAGGAGUUCUUAUAGCAUUAAAUGAUCGUAUUGGUGCUGGGUUUUAUAUAACUAAAUCAAAUGCAAAUUCUUUAGAUACUUUUAAAUCUAUUGGUCAAGGAUAUAUUGGUAAUUUUGUAAAUAAUGAAGUUAGAUUUUAUUAUCCACCUGCAAAACCUUUGGGUUUAACAUUCUUUGAAUUAGGUGAAACUUUUAAUCUACCUGAAGUUCCAAUAGUUUAUGCACAUCAAGGAUUAAAUAAUAAAAUGAUUGAAUUUGCAUUAACUGGGGUAAAUGCUAAAGGUUUAGUAAUUGCAACAAUGGGAGCAGGUUCAUUAUCAUCAGACACUAAUAAAUUUUUAUCUUCAAUAGUUGAACCAAAUUUCCCCAUCAUUUAUAGUAAAAGAUCAAUGGAUGGUAUGGUACCUAUUGGAGCAUUACCUAAAAUAAAUGGUAGAAUAUUUGAAAAUGCAAUAGCUGGUGGUUAUUUAAAUCCUCAAAAGGCAAGAAUAUUAUUACAAUUAUGUUUAAAUAAUAAUUAUGAUUUAAAAAAGAUUAAAAAAAUAUUUAAAGGAGUUUAA